Triticum turgidum subsp. durum (durum wheat) is the source of this 894-nucleotide messenger RNA. NCBI's taxonomy places the organism in Eukaryota, Viridiplantae, Streptophyta, Magnoliopsida, Poales, Poaceae. The record is from the annotation of a GenBank genome assembly.
AUGUUACUGUCAUCUUUUGGUUUCAGAAACAAGGUGCACAUAGUGAAGGCCGGCCUGCUGAAGAAGCUGCCGAAGCUCAUAGACCUGUCAACAAGCCACGACCUCGCGCUCCUCCUCCUCUCCGUCUCCUCGCUGGCCAACACCGACUUCCCGCUCUCCACGGCCGACCUCCUCCCGUUCCUCGUCGCCACGCUCACCGCCACCGACGUCCCGGCCGACACGAGGCUGGCGUGCCUGGCCGCGCUCCGCAACCUCUCCGCCAAGCUCGAGCACGUCCGGGCCGUGGUCACCAGCGGCGCCGUGCGCGCGCUCCUGGCGCCCUCCCUGCUGGAGCGUACCGAGGCGAUAGCGGAGGCGGCGCUGGGCGUCCUGGCAGACGUGGCGGCGGCGAGCGCGGCGGGGAGGCGGGAGAUGGCGGAGGACGAGGAGGCGCCGAGGGCGCUGGUGGAGGCCAUGGCGCGGCACGAGAGCGCGGGGUGCCAGGAGCACGCGACGUACCUGGCCAUGGCGCUCGCGCACGGCGGCGGCGGCGGUGGCGGCCGGGCGCUGCUGCGGCGGAUGCGCCAGCUCGGCGCCGUGCAGGCGCUCCUCGAGGUGUCGCUGCUCGGGAGCCCCCUCGCGCGGAGCAGGGCGGCCAAGAUCCUGCAGUGGUUCAAGGACGACGGGCAGGACCGGAUCAGGGCGCACUCCGGCCCGCGCAUGGAAGCCGCGGCGCCAACGCCGUGCCAUGGCAACGACGGGACGAAGGCAUGCCGGAGCGCCGUGGACAGGAUAGUGAAACAGAGCCUGGACAUGAACAUGAGGUCCAUCAUGCGGCGAGCCACGGCGUCCGUGGACAUGACCAACGCUAAGCAGCUGGUGGCCAGCUCCAGCUCCAAGAGCUUGCCUUGCUGA